UGGAGAAUAUCAAACAAGACGUCAAAGGGUGCGGAGAGCCAUCGUGUCGGAAUCGUGUGCACGAAAUGUGUACAAAGGGGACUGGCGUCUGGCGAUAUUCUUUUUUUCAGUGUUGUUCUGCAGGCAAGGGGUUAUGCUCUACAAAUGUAUGACGGAGCGAUAGAGUACAAACAUGAGAAGGACCAACAUUGGAGCGGACAGCGCAAAUACAGUAGCCUCUUGAUAAAGUAAAACUAAAAUUUUGGACGAGCAAGCGAACUUUCAGCGCACUGCCGUUCAUCUUUCAAGCUUGCAGACCAAUUUCGGAGCAAGGCGACUUCAGCCAUUUCUCGGACUGAGGAACUGACGUUUUAGAAUCGCACAGUCUGGGCGCCAUGGUGACCCUCCUGUGGAUGGGCGUGUCCCUGCUGCUGCUGGCGCAGGUGGGCGGGGCCUUGCGGAACUGCCACCCGGGCUGCCGCUGCGAGGUGGAGAGCUUUGGCCUGUUCGACAGCUUCAGCCUGACCAGGGUGGACUGCUCCGGGCUGGGCCUGGGGGAGGCGGCCCGCCCCGUCCCCAUCCCGCUGGACACCGCCCACCUGGACCUCUCGUCCAACGCCAUCCGCUCCCUGUCCGCCGCCCUGCUCUCGGGCCCCGGCUACACCACGCUGGUCAGCCUGGACCUCAGCUACAACCUGAUCGGCGCGGCGGACGCCGACGCCUUCUCGCGGCUGCGCUACCUGGAGACGCUGGACCUGAGCAACAACGCGCUGGAGAGCCUGCGGGACGGCUGCUUCGCCGGCCUGCCGCUGACCGAGGUGGACCUGAGCGGGAACCGGCUGGCCGAGCUCCGGCUCGCCGUCUUCUCCGCCAAGGGCCAGGGGGGCCGCCCGCUCAGCGUGGACGCGUCCGGCAACCAGCUGACGGCCGUGACGCGGGGGGCCGGGGGCGGGGCGCCCGAGCUCCAGAGCCUGACGCUGGCGGGGAACCGGCUGAGCGCCGUGCCGGACGCCCUGAGGGGCACGGGCCUCCGGUACCUCAACCUGGACGCCAACCCCGUCGCCGAGUUCGGGGAGGGCGCCUUCGCCGGGCUGGGGGAGCUGACGCACCUGUCGCUCGCCGGCCUGGAGGAGCUGCGCGCCGUCCGGCCCGGGGCUUUCCGGGGCCUCCCGAACCUGCAGGUCCUGGACCUGUCGGGCGCCCCGCGCCUGACGGAGCUGGACCCGGAGGUCUUCGGCGGGCUGGGCGCCCUGCAGGAGCUCAACCUGUCGCGCUCGGGCGUGGCCUCCCUGCCCGAGAGCAUCCUGAGCCACCUGCCCAGCCUGAGGAGCGUCACGCUGGGGGCCGACGUGCACUGCUGGAAGACCCAGCGGCAGGGCCAGUUCCACAGGCAGCUCGGCCAGGCCAAGAGCGACCAGGUGCUCACCUGCAACGUGGCCGCCCCCGCCGCCGUCGUCUUGUGAGGUCGACGGGGGGGGUGGGGGUAGGGGGUGGGGUCGCGCUAACGAGAGGGACCCAGAUCUGUGCCUUUUUUCUUCCCCCAAAUCGCUCUUACGCUGAAGAAAGUAACUUAUUUUUUUUUUGUUCCAUUCCUGCAAAACUUGAGCAUUACCUUGUGUGAUGUAACGUUUAUGCGUAAUUCCACAAAGACAAAAAAAAAUGUAUCUUUGCACAUAUUCCCUUAGGCCAACACACCUCCCUGGUGUUGCUCAGAGUUACGGUUUCACUGAACCCAGAAAACAAAUCAUCCAGUACACAUUACGGGCGCUCUGGAGGAAGGGGAUCCCACGUCAUAAAUAUUGAAUGUCAAGCAAUCACGGUUGCACACAAUUUUUCUUAAUGUGAAACACGCACGUUGAUGUUUGUUUAUUAAGCCCAGAACUGUAACAGUAUUAAUUUAUUGACAAGUUCAUCAAACUUGUUUGCUACAAUGGAGAGCAGUGUGCACACACAAAAACUUUUUUUUUUUGAUCAAUGUAACCAAUCCUUCCAAAACAGAAUAACAGAACCUUUUUUUUAAGUGAAAUGCGUAUUUCCACUGAAGCAAGUUUAAGGGCGGGAGUUGUGAAUAAUGCACUAAACAUCAAGAAUCUGUGGCAUUUCCAGAACAUUUCUGUUACAGUUGCAUCGACUGUAAGCACGGCAUAUCAAAAGCACUCAGCAUAUGAGUCGCUUGCUUGCGUUCAUUUAGCAUACCUAUACCCGUUUGUAGCGCUAACCACUGCACCCUUUCUCCAGCCUUAGGACUGUGUUAAUAUUGCAAGCGUUCCUUCACAAAUAAUUGGGUUACUGGUCUGUACAAGAAAAAAAAAAAAACACGCAAUGGUAAUGUAAGCAUAGCAGAAUAAGCCACAUGUAGGUGAAGGACUAAAUAUGUUUUUAUUUGUUUUCCCAUCUGAGAAUGACCAGUAGUUAACACACUGCAGCUUCCAUGUGGUUAUGGAGUGUGUUGCAAGAAUAAUGCAGACACCGUUAUAAUCACAUGUGGCUGUGGUGUAGGGAGCAAACAGGCCUGUUUUGGACCAGAUAGGACAUUUUUAUGUAGUUAAAAUCGCUUUGGGUCCCCUGGUUGAUUUGGAAUUCCUUUGUAACGUUGUAAAAGGUGGAUAUGGUGAGAGGUUUUCAUAUGUACGGCUUCAUAGCCAACAAUUUCCACGACAGUGGCUUUACUGUGUGCAAUCUGCUGCUCCCCUCUGCUCUCCUAGAGCACAGUCAUGUUACUGAUGGUCCUUUCAAGCGUGUGUUUCUGUGUACACUGCAUGCGUGUGUGUGUGUGUGUGUGUGUGUGUGUUUGUGUAUGUAUGUGUGUGUAUGUGCGUAUAUGUGUGUGUGUGUUCGUGUAUGUGUGUGUGAGAGACAGAGAGGCUGUGAGGCUUAGCUUUUUUUAACCAAUGUUGAAUGGGGCCACUGCUUCCAAAAACUGAGGGUCCAGGUCAUAUAUUUGUCAGAGGCUGCAGUGAACUGUGCCACAGCAAAUCCUGCUCUCUGAGGAAAACGAUAUUGCACCCUGGGCUAGCUGUGACAAAGUGAAAUGAGUUUUUCCCCUCCGGAUUAUCUUAAAUUUCACUGAACAAGAACAGUUGUUUGUUCAAAUGUGGUCUCAAGUUUUGGCUCUCCGAAGGCUGCUAUAUGUCCAAUAACUGACUUAACACCUGGAAAGAAAGUAAAAAGAUGAUUUUGGAUAUUACUAGAAAAAAAAAAAUUCUGUAUAUUACACAGGCUUUUAUAUUCAACAGGGCAACAGAAUGGAUCUUUUACUUCUUUUACGAAAUAUAAUUUGAGGAUUGGUCAGUCCAUACGUAACAAUGCAGCAUAUGCAACUCGUGACAUGACACUUUGCUAUCUGAAGCCAGUUUUAAAAUCCAAUACAAAUAAGCACUGGUAAAUUAAACAUUUACACCCUGAGCCCUUGUGCUAAAACUUUUCUGCUGGCAGAAAAACCACACGCGUGUAAUAUUUGUAAGGAAAACAAAGGCAAUAAUAAACAGCUGUCUGUCAUCUUUGCUUUCUUGGCAGCCGUGCCAUUUCUGAAACCCUGAUACGACAAUCAGCUUCACGUCUGCAACGGAGUUCCUUCAGACAAACUGUCCAACACUUUGAGCAGCGACUUUUGUAUGCGGACAUCAGCAUUAUCACGCAGUAUGUAACAGGAUGUUUAAUACGAAAGAUUAAAUGUCUAUUCUCACGUU
Anguilla rostrata (American eel) is the source of this 3668-nucleotide messenger RNA. It is a transcript of the gene tsku, whose product is annotated as tsukushi small leucine rich proteoglycan homolog (Xenopus laevis). Lineage: Eukaryota; Metazoa; Chordata; Actinopteri; Anguilliformes; Anguillidae. The record is from RefSeq and is a predicted model, not a curated record. Gene Ontology annotation, cellular component: extracellular matrix. The transcript is spliced from 3 exons. The coding region runs from base 375 to 1442 and encodes 355 amino acids. Gene Ontology annotation, molecular function: protein binding.